This is a messenger RNA of Cottoperca gobio, 3045 nucleotides long. It is a transcript of the gene ranbp9, whose product is annotated as RAN binding protein 9. Bases 31 to 1836 code for a protein of 601 amino acids. The transcript is spliced from 14 exons. NCBI's taxonomy places the organism in Eukaryota, Metazoa, Chordata, Actinopteri, Perciformes, Bovichtidae. The record is from RefSeq and is a predicted model, not a curated record. Gene Ontology annotation, molecular function: protein binding.
AGCCAAUUAACUAAAACCCGUGUCGAAGCCAUGUCUGGGCAGUCGUCGGGCUGUGGGUUUCUAAUGUCUGUUGUUGUCCACGGAGACUCGACUCUGAACGAUCAGGAAAAGGAGCUCAACCAGCGACUACGACGGCUCUAUCCAGCCGUUAAUGAAAACGAGACUCCGCUUCCCCGCUCCUGGAGCCCGAAGGACAAGUUUAGCUAUAUCGGGCUUUCUCAGAACAAUCUCCGUGUACACUAUAAAGGUCACGGCAAAACCCCUAAAGAUGCAGCAUCUGUACGGGCCACCCACCCCAUCCCAGCAGCCUGCGGGGUCUACUACUUCGAGGUGAAGAUCAUCAGCAAAGGCCGAGAUGGGUACAUGGGCAUCGGCCUCUCGGCUCAGGGUGUGAACAUGAACAGACUCCCUGGUUGGGACAAGCACUCGUAUGGUUACCACGGAGAUGACGGGCACUCCUUCUGCUCGUCCGGCACCGGGCAACCCUACGGCCCCACGUUUACAACAGGAGACGUGAUUGGCUGCUGCGUUAACCUCAUCAACAACACCUGCUUCUACACAAAGAACGGCCACAGCCUAGGCAUUGCCUUCACAGACCUUCCACCUAACUUGUACCCGACCGUGGGCCUGCAGACUCCCGGGGAGGUGGUGGACGCAAACUUCGGCCAGCACCCCUUCGUGUUCGACAUUGAGGACUACAUGCGCGAGUGGAGGACGAAGAUCCAGUCCCAGAUCGACCGCUUCCCCAUCGGAGAGCGCGAGGGCGAGUGGCAGUCCAUGAUCCAGAAGAUGGUGGCUUCCUACCUGGUGCAUCACAGCUAUUGUGCCACGGCUGAAGCUUUUGCCAAAUCCACAGACCAGGCCGUGCACGAGGAGCUGGCCUCCAUCAAAAACAGACAAAAGAUCCAGAAGCUGGUGUUGUCAGGCAGGAUGGGCGAGGCCAUCGAGACCACCCAGCAGCUCUACCCCAACCUGCUGGAGAGGAACCCAGACCUUCUCUUCAUGCUCAAGGUGAGACAGUUCAUCGAGAUGGUGAAUGGGACAGACAGCGAGGUGAGGUGUCUUGGCGGUCGCAGCCCAAAGUCUCAGGACAGUUACCCCGGCUCCCCCCGGCCCUUCAGCAGCCCCAGCCACAAAGCCAGCAGCUCCCAGCCCUUCCUCCCAGGGUUGGACAGCAAUUGCUGUAAUGGAGUGACGUCUAAUAAGAGCCACAGCACCUCCCCUCACAGUCACAAGCCCUGCCCCCCCGCCUCUGUCUCCACCCUCCCAGCGUCUGACACGAGCCUCAACGGGAGCCACAGCCAACAGCCCGUAACCAGUAGCGACGUGGACAUGGAGGUUGAACACUUCACCAACGGAGUGACAGAAUCGUCCUCCAAUGGUUUCCUCAACGGCAGCUCCAAACACAUCACCGAGCCCGACGAGUGCGACGCAGACAUGGAGGUGGAGUCGGCUCAGUCCAAGAGGCAGCUGUGCGGCGGCAGCCAGGCGGCCAUCGAGAGAAUGAUCCAUUUCGGCAGGGAGCUCCAGAGCAUGAGCGAACAUCUCCGCCGCGAGUGUGGCAAGAACUCCGCCAACAAGAAGAUGCUCAAGGAUGCGUUCAGCCUGCUGGCCUACUCGGACCCCUGGAGCAGCCCAGUCGGCUACCAGCUGGACGCCAUUCAGAGAGAGCCGGUCUGCUCCACUCUCAACAGUGCAAUAUUAGAGACUCACAACCUGCCCAAGCAGCCCCCCUUGGCCCAGGCCGUGGGUCAGGCCGCCCAGUGCCUCGCCAUCAUGGCACGAACUGGCACCGGCUCCUGCGCCUUCGCCUCUGUGGACGAUUACCUGCACUAGCCCUGUGUACACACACAUACAAACACACACACACACACACACACACACACACACACACACACACACACACACACACACACACACACACACACACACACACACACACACACACACACUCUGAGGGCCUGUCCAAAAAUGUCUCCUUCAACCUCCUCCAUCAGUGUAGUCCUGUUAGCUGAGGAGACGCUCCUCUGCACGAUAACAAGUAGUCGAAAGUUAAAUACCUCACUCGCUUCAGCUUGUUCACACAAACACACAAAGUCGUUUCUGGGCAGAUCUUUAGAUUGAUAACACGCACCACAUACAUACAAAAAAAUAAAAACACCUGCAGACACACACACACACACACACACACACCUCCCUUUCCAUCGUAAAUAUGAAAAUACGCCUCCCACCUUGGUUGGCUUCGCAAACCCCCACCUCCAGCGCUGCGAGGCUGCGUCUACAUCAUUCUGACGGACAGCGGGGACGCCAACCAAGAGUAGCCGACUUGAAAAUACUCAGAGCCGAACUCGUGUGGACUCGCCGCAGAUACCCAACCCCCGUAUACCUGGGGGCAUCCAACCGUGGCGGACAGACUGACACAACAACAAAAAAAACCUGGUCAAAUAUAAAUGGAUAAAUAGGAAAAAAAGAAACAACAAGAAAACGGACGAAUGACCGCCAUGACCGCCCGCCAGCGUGGUCCCUGUAAACCUGGUUCACCAGUUACACGCGUGCACACGGAGUCAGGCUGACGCUGAAAACAGGAUUGAGAAGUCCAUCUCCACGAGGCUUGCUGAGCGCUAGAACACCGACGUGAGGCUCCAUUAGGGAUAGCCCACCCCCUCUUCACCCCCCCCUGCACCGACUCCCCCCCCCCCCCCCCCCCACCAUCCACCCACUUCAAGACAUCGUCGGAGGUUUGUGUGACGCAUGUGGACUCGGGACUUUGAAGAAGCCAGAAAGAAUCGACGUCUCAACUCAACGCUCCCUGUUGUCAAUCUUUUAGUUUUUCAUCUGUGAAGCGCGCGGGGAGGGGGGAGUAGUGUACCUGGCUCUUGUUUUGUUUUGAGGUUUUCCAGGUUUACAAGGCAUGGCGCAGACGAUGACUAUUAUUAUUCUAAUUAUCAUUAUAUUAAUUAUUGUUACUUGCAUUCACAGCAUAUUUGUUGAGCGCCAGCAGGAGCAAGUUCCAGUUAUUAUAAUAAAGGUCCCGAUCACCAGUGA